This is a messenger RNA of Sturnus vulgaris (Common starling), 5065 nucleotides long. Lineage: Eukaryota; Metazoa; Chordata; Aves; Passeriformes; Sturnidae. The record is from RefSeq and is a predicted model, not a curated record.
CGGCGCAGUGAGGCGGGAGUUUCAAACACUGCGUGCGGGAGUCCGCUCGUCCGGGCGCUUCGCUCGCCGGCGGCUGCUCGGGCUGUGCUCGUCCAGCGCCAAAGACCCGUAGGCGCUUAAAGAGGAAUUUGCAAAUGCUGGAGCAGACUGCUGUCCUUCGGCUGCGCAGCUUUAUUGGCAAAGCUCUGCUGGGGUAACGCAGAGAGAGGGGGAGAGUUGUUAAAGACGCCUGGGCUUUCGUCUUUCCUCCGCCGUGUUUUUCCUCCUUUUUAAAGGCUUCUGGAUUUCAGUGCCAAUCACUGCUGAUUCCCUGCUCAGAGAGGCUUGGAUUAAAGCAGGACAGUAUGCCAGCUGGAUGUUAAGAAUGUCUGCAACCUGUGAGCAACCACUGCAGCAAUACCAUCUUUGUUCUUUUCCUGAGCUCCAACUUGAAUUUCCCAAGCCAGAAUUUCUGGAUAUUGAUCCUUCUUGUAUUAUCUUGGAAUGCAAGGAAAAUUUGAAUUCUGUUGUCAUUGUAAAUAUUCCUCAAAUAGCUUUAACCUACUGCCGUUUGAAUAGAAAAUUUUAAUGUGAAUCCUACCUCAAACCAGGAAGUAAUUCUCUUAAGAAUCCUGUGGUUUGUUUUUGAAUAAAACUUGGAUUGUGUUUAUGUAAGGCAUAUGUGAGACUUGGAAAUGAAUAUUUUUCCAUUGCUUUUUUAUUUUUUCCUCAACUCUGUUUGUUUUUGUGUUCAGCUUAUUAGUAGUGCAACUGUUCAAUUCAAAUAAGGUAUUUGGUAAUAACCCAUCUGUGAACUGGAGUCACUACACUUAAAAGACUUAGUUGCAAAUGUUCUUGGCUCAUAAAAGUAGAACUUCUAGUGGCAAAUAUAUUUAUCUUCUGAACCUCACAGUCGUAAUACUUCAUGUCAUAUUCUGAAACUGUUUUAUUUUGUUUGGUCUUCACAGUUAAAAUCUACCUUCUGACAACAAGGAAGCUGAAACAAUGGGAGUGGCUUACCUGUGGCAAAUCCUCGAGCCUGUGAGACAACCUGUCAACAUGAGUAGUCUCAGAGGGAAAACACUUGCUGUUGAUUUAAGUUUGUGGGUUUGUGAAGCACAGACCGUUAAAAAGAUGGCUGGAGUAGUUACCAAGCCACAUCUCAGAAACCUAUUUUUCCGGUUCUCUUUCUUUACAUCAAUGGGAAUUAAGCUUGUGUUUGUCAUGGAGGGAGAGGCCCCCAGGUUGAAAGCAGACACCAUGAGCAAGAGGAAUGAGAUGCGCUAUGGGCCUUCGAAGAAAGCUGGACCUGUAAGGACAGGGAGAUCUUUAUUUAAAGCCAUGUUAAAAGAGUGUCUUGAACUGCUGGAAUGUUUAGGUGUUCCUUGGGUUCAAGCAGCUGGAGAAGCAGAAGCAAUGUGUGCCUACCUAAAUGCAAAAGGACUUGUUGAUGGCUGCAUUACCAAUGAUGGAGAUGUUUUUUUAUAUGGUGCUCAAACAGUUUAUAGGAACUUUGCCAUGAAUGCCAAGGAUCCACAUCUGGACAGUUACACAAUGUCCUCUAUUAAAGAGAAACUUGGUUGUGACAGAGAGUCUUUGAUUGGGCUAGCAGUUCUUCUGGGCUGUGAUUAUCUUCCAAAGGGGGUUCCAGGAGUAGGGAAGGAACAAGCUUUAAAGUUAAUUGAGACUCUGCGAGGUCAAAACUUAUUGCAAAGGUUUGAGCAGUGGAAGGAAGAAUUUCACUAUGAUGAUAAUCCACCUUUGGUUGUUAAAAGGGUAAUUCACUGUUCAGAGUGCCAUCAUCCAGGAUCUUACAAGGAACAUGAGCACAAUGGAUGUAAACUCUGUGAAAGUGUGAGAUGCUGCAAACCCAGUGACUCCAAACACUGCUGCCCUUGUGCAUGGCAUCAGUGGGAGCGAGUGAAACAAGCAAAUGCAGUGGAGGACAGUAUCAGAAAAAAAGCAAAGAGUUGUGAGGGCUUUCCGUUCUCUGAGGUUAUCCAAGAGUUUCUUGUGAACAAGAAUAAAUUGAUCAACAUAAAGGAAUGUCGAAGGCCAAAUUUAUUAUCCUUUCAGCUGUUUGCUUCAGAGAAGAUGGAAUGGACCAAACAUUACGCUUGUAAGAAGCUGUUAGCACUUUUGACACGUUAUGAUAUGAUCCAGAGAAAAUCUGGAUACAUUGACUCAAAACAACUGCAGGCAAUAAGGAUUGUUAAGACACGUGUUAAAAAUGGAAUUCCUUGUUUUGAAAUUGAAUGGCAAAAACCAGAGCAUUAUGUUGAUCCAGAAGAUGAGCCUGUGAAGUUGUUUGUAGUUACACUAGAAGAAGAGUCUUUGUUUCAGGCUGCUUAUCCUGAUGUUGUUGCCCUUUAUCAAGUGGAAAAGGCAGAAGUUCUUCAGAAGAAACAGAAAAAAAAGAAAGACAGACCAGAAGAAAAGGUAUUACCAAAUGCUUAUGAUGAAGUUACCAGUCUUCUGUCUCAAAUGAAUUUAAAGCCUACAUACAGAAUUCUUCCUGGGCAGCAGACCAUGUCAGAUACAAAAGCUCCAGAUCAGACACAGCAGAGAAGUAUUGGAUCAAAAGAUGUAGCAUUGCCUUCAGCUUCCUGCACAUCAACUGUUCAUGUGUCAGCAUCAGCAGCUGCUCUUGCUGCCUCAUCUGCGCCCUCACAGUGCACAAAGUGUUCAGGGAUAUCAUCCUCUUCCUCUGUACCAGCUGGUCUGCAACUGAGCAGUACUGAUGGGAAAGGAACCUCCUUCAGCACUUCACCGGCCUGUGGAGGUGAUGACUGUGAUCCAGCAGCUGACUUAACCACAUGCAUAAAACACUCACAUCCACUAAGUCAUGAAACAGUAAGAAACAGCUCAGAGUAUUCUGAUGUUACACAGACUGAUGUGCAUUCUGGUAGUGAAGAUGAUUUGUUCUCAAAUGAUGCUAUGGAACAACUUCAGGAGUGGUCUUUGAGCGAGCGAAUACUUAAGAAGGCUCCCAUUCCAUCACAGCCUUUGUCUGAAGAUGUAGUGCAACUGGAGUCUUUGAAUUGUUUUAAACAAUCAAAAGAAACAUUGAAUCCUGAUAGAAAUCAUGUCUCUUCCUCAUGUCAGUUAAAUAACCUAGUGCAGGAAAGUAAAAAUGUUCUAUCAGAAAACUCUGCAAGUGAAUCCAGUGUACGUAUCUAUCAAGAUGCAUACAAAAAAGCUGACAUGGUGAAAAAAGACCCCUAUAUAAGUGGUGCAGCAUGUCUAGCCUUCGGUGGGCAAACAACAGAGACACUUCAUCCUGGAUGUGAAAUGCUUCCAGCAUCUCAAAAGCCAGCAGAUGCAACUGGCUGUCACAUUAAAGAAGCUUGUAUUGAAACUACUUGGAAAGCUUCUUUUAAAAAGAGUGUCUGUCAGAACAGAUGCUCUUCUAGUGAAGACAGUGAUGAUGGGCACAUGGAUAAAAUCCUGGUUUAUGAGCAGCAGAAAAGGCAACUGAACCCUGGCCAGUUUAAAAAAUAUUUUACAAAGAAAAAGAGCAGCGUUGUUACUAGCAAAAGGACAAAUGGUGACUCAGCCCUUACAAUUAAAGGGAAGAAGAAAACGACCAAUUUAAAGGAAGCUGUUAAUAGUUUCUCAGUGCAGGUAUCUCUAAAACCAUCCUCUAUAGAGGAAAUUAAUUGUUCCCAAAGUCCAGAGCAAUCAAUUGAAAUAUUGGGUUCUCCUACACAGCAAGACAAAAGUGCUGUUCUCACUUAUGCGUGGGCAGACAGUCCCCUUCCCCUGUCUGAAAGACUGAAAGGAAGAAUCAAAAUCAAUUAGAUUCUCCAUAAAAUAAAUUAUGAUAGCAAUUAUGAAUUAUCAGUUAACUAUCAGUUAACUGUCAGCUCUUGAGUUCUUUCUCAAAGUUUCUGCAGUAUGUAUCAAUUUUAUGUGGACAGUUUUAAUGACUAGGAGGUGCUGUCACUGGAGCUGAAGUUUGAAACUAAAAUGUUAACAAAAGUACCAGUUGAUUGUAGGCAAGUACCAGUCCUUCUGGAUGUGUUUAUAUUCUAAACUUCUUACAUAAGCAUCAGGAUACAGUAUACAAGGAUGAGGGAGAUUUAUUUAAGGUUUUUUUAUUUUCCCAACCAAUUGUGCAGAUUUUGUGUAUAGCUAUUAGUCUUGCUUAUACAAACACUUAAUAGAACAGUGCCUGCAGUGCUGUUGGAUUCUCCUAAUAAGACAAAGUGAUGCAGCAUUUUUAAAUUGAAAUUCUCCAUUCUCCUCCACUAAUUUAAUUUUGCAAGUUUUGAAAUGGGUUUUGAAAUCCUGUGUUUCUGGUUGUGUUGACCAUCUCUGAAGGACCAGAUAGGGACACACAGCAGAUGUACCUUGCAGGGUAGCUAAAUUUAUAUCUGUCAUGCCCCAUAAUAAGCUGUUCUUCAGGGAUGUGUCUCUUCCAAAGAAUGGAAUAAGCCAUGUAAGGAUACUCUGGUGUUGUAGCUGUCAUAUCUAAUAUUUAAGGAAAUUUGAUGACUGUUUUUAUUAAAUAUAAUUAAAUUUAAAUUUAAUUAGGGCAUUUUUUUCAUAAAGAAGGUUGAAAUCCCAUCUAACAUUCACUUCAAUUCAUAAUAGAGUGAAAAUUAAGUUGCAGAAAAUCUAUUGCAAGUUUUUUGAAUAAUACCAUGUUUGGGGUUUUUUAAAAAGGAGAAACUUGAGUACAAUUAUAAAUGUGAAGACGCUCUUCCUACCUCUUUAUUAUAGGAGCAAUCUGUUCAUAUAACAAAAGAAAAUUGUCUUCAACAGUUGCCUGUUGCAGGAAUGCCUCCUUGCAUGUAUUUAGAUGUUUGCAACUUUUUCUGUGCACCAGCCAGAAAGAAGACAACUCUUGCCAAGAUAUAUUUUUAACAAGAGAAAUUUAGAAUAUCUGUGCCUUAGUGAAAAUGUCAGUUCUUCAUAAUGGUCAAGGACCAAGUUUGGAAGCUGAAUUCCAGAUGUGUUUAGGGAAGAUAUAGGUAGCCUAUAGCUAAUACAGUCUGUAAUUGGCCAAAAUGGUAGUUUCUUAGUUUAUUCUAUGGGAAAAUGGAAAAUUUGUAUUUAUAAUUGAUUUUGCAAAUGAGAAAUG